AUGCCGCCGCGAUUGUCGUUACGAGCCUCGGCGGCUCCUCGUCGCCUCCUCGGACAAGUCAGCGGUAGCGAACGGCAGGCUGUUUGUUUCUUUUGUUCAUUGACGGAUUCCUCCUCUCCGAGACCGCAGCAGCAGCAACAGACACCAGCCACCCGACGGGCCAGACGAAGAAGAGGAGGAAGACUAGCUGCCAGCUCACAGCAACAGCAACGAGUUUACCAGUCCACCACGUCCACCGCCAGUAGUACAUCAUCGACGACACGAGAGCCGGAUGCCAGAAAAGAGUUGGAGGAUGCCUUGGUACAGCUCCAGAAACAUGCCGCCAGCUUCGUGAACCUGUCGCGGUUGCAACUGGCCAUCAAUGGCCUACGACAAGAGCCCGGCAGCGAGGCGAUCCGAGUCGCCAUCCUCGGCCUGACCAAUGGCACCGUCUCCGGACAGUCGGCCAAACAGGUCCUGAAGCUCCUCCUCGCCGACCCGCUCAAGGACGAGGAGGAAUGGGAACGCGAAGUCGACCGCCACGACCUGACGCAGCCCAUGAUCAUCCGGGUCGGCGCCAAGGAUCACCAGACACCCGGGACCAUCUCGCUGGCCAAGGGCAGUCUGUUACACGAGGUCAAUGUCUCAUCGGCGACAAUGAAUGGUCACAACCUCGAGCUGCUACUCAUGGAGACCAAUCCAUACGUGGCGUCUGCAGACGACAGCGUCGAGGGCCUCGAAGAUGCGAUUCUCGUCCCCACGGUCGAUAUUCCCAUAUCAGGUACGGGGAGGUACACUCCAGUCACGACGCCGGUACACAAGGCUCUCCUGGUGACAAAUGGACUCAUGGGCGCUGCAUCCGUGGCAUCUCUACCACUGUCGGAAAGCGCAGAUGUCAUUGCAGCUGCUGUGGACAUUCCAGAGUAUAAGCCGGACAGUCAGACAGCUCUACCAUUCACGCCCAUUGAUGUAGGAACUGCCAGCGUCGGUCUUGGUCUGAUCCGGAAAAGUCUUAAUGAUGCCAUGGAAUACGAGCACAUGUGGUUCCAGAGCAAUUUACCAAAACUCAAAGAUUGGGUCAAGGCAGAUGUUACAACUGACGCUGCUGGCAUCACAAAGGCGCCUGUACGGAGAUUAAUAGCAUCACUACUGCAAAACACCACAAUCGCAAUAGCAGAAGAGGAAGCAAGGGCUGUUUCUACCACAUUGACAACCGCAACAUCCCCGAAAUCGACACAUCUCAAUUCCAACCUGGCUGCAUGGGCCGAGGGGGCCCAUUCAGAGUUGCAAGAACAGCUAGACCUGGCAUUCUCGAGCCGGAGGUGGCGCAAGCUGGGCUGGUGGAAACUCUUCUGGCGCGUCGACGAUGUGCACAUGCUCACGACCGACAUUAUCAACCAGCGGUUCCUGCCCACGGCUGAGAAAAAGGCAAUUUACCUGGCUGGCCAGAUCCAGGAAGCCAACGCGCCAAACAGCAUUUCGGUCGUUUAUGAUGCACCCGUCUUACAGACGCCCGACGUUCAACCAGCUGUACCAACGACCUGGCCGACAAAUAUCCCGGCAGCACGAUCCUAUCUCCAAAACGAGACGAUACCGGCCUUGCAGGCACUCGCACAAAAGCUCGUCCUGCAGACAUUGAGCACAUCGGGCCUGACCACUUCUCUAGGAGCCCUGGCCUACUUUGGAACUCUGACCACGGGCAUUUAUGAGGCUGGCGCCGUUGCGGCACUUGGUAUCGUCUGGAGUAUGCGCCGGAUGCAGAAGCAGUGGGAGACGGCACGCAGCUUCUGGGAAGGAGAAGUGAGGGAGGAGGGACGCAAAGCUGUUCGUGGUGUCGAGACUUCGGUGGAAAAGGUCCUGAAACAGUCUGAAGACGUGGACGCCACUCCCGUCGCCGAGAACGAAGAACUCAUCAGAGCUAGAGAUUUGGUCGAGAAGGCCACCGAGGCUCUUGACAGGUUAAAAUAG
Pestalotiopsis fici W106-1 is the source of this 1947-nucleotide messenger RNA. RefSeq lists its product as uncharacterized. Bases 1 to 1947 code for a protein of 648 amino acids. The transcript has a single exon. The record is from RefSeq and is a predicted model, not a curated record. NCBI's taxonomy places the organism in Eukaryota, Fungi, Ascomycota, Sordariomycetes, Amphisphaeriales, Sporocadaceae.